Messenger RNA from Megalops cyprinoides (Indo-Pacific tarpon), 1611 nucleotides. RefSeq names its product transcription factor A, mitochondrial (gene tfam). Gene Ontology annotation, molecular function: transcription cis-regulatory region binding. The coding region runs from base 400 to 1257 and encodes 285 amino acids. The transcript is spliced from 7 exons. The record is from RefSeq and is a predicted model, not a curated record. Lineage: Eukaryota; Metazoa; Chordata; Actinopteri; Elopiformes; Megalopidae.
CAUACAUGAAAAUGAAGAACAUAUACAUGGAAGUAGAAAUUUGCAGUUUUUACUUAAAAGUUCUUCUUUUAUUUUAUUUUUCUGUAUUCAGAUGCUACCUGUUUGGCUGCUCUGGUUUUAGGUAACUGCCCUAUGCAUGCCCCGGAUAGCGUUGCCCCGCCUCUUCCAAUGAAAACGCGGAUAUUUCUAUCUGAAGACCAAUUAUAACGCAACAUUUACGCGGCUCUUAAGGCAACACAUCGGGACUGGACCAUACAGAGGGCGCCUUAUUAUAGUUACAUGGCUUGGGAGAGGAGGAGUGCUAGCAGACUACUAGCAAAAAUAAACUGGCUAGCAGUCCUAUGCAUGGAAAUCUGUUAAAACCCAAGUGUGAUACAGCGUGAUUUUUAUUUAUCCAACAUGGCCCCCUUCAGUUUGAUUUCAGUUGGAGCCAACCUUUUAGUCAAGUCGGCUGGUCUUCUGUCAAGUGCUUCUAUUGUAAGGAGCACCAGUGUUGUUGUAGGCAAGAGUCUCAGCACCACAUCGGUACAGCCCCCGAAGAAGCCUCUGUCAGGUUACAUGCGAUUCGUGAAACAACAGCAGCCGGUCGUUGUCAGACAGUAUCCAGAUGUGAGUGUGGUGGAGGUAGUAAGAAAGAUCGCUCAGCAAUGGAGAAUGCUGACACCUGAACAGAAAAAGCCCUUUGAUGAAGCUUCAGUGGCCGCGCGGAAGCAGUACAAAGUGGAGAUGGCGAAGUUCCAGGCCCAGCUCACCCCGGCUCAGUCGGCAGCGCUCAAGGAGGAGAAGAGACAGAAAAUAGCCAAAAGGAAGGUCAUCAGGCAGAAGCGGGAGUUGACGAUGCUGGGCAAGCCGAAACGCCCCCGAAUUGCUUUCAACAUUUUCAUGGCAGAACACUUUGCAGAAGCCAGAGGAAUGACAAUGCAGGCAAAGAUGAAAUCAUUAAGGGAGGACUGGAAAAAAAUGUACCCGUCGCAGAAACAGGUCUACAACCAGUUGGCAGAAGAUGAUAAAAUCCGCUAUGAAAAUGAAAUGAAGUCCUGGGAAGAACACAUGAUUGAAAUUGGACGGGGGGACCUUAUUCGAUUUCGAAAAAAGAAGGAAACCGCCAAAAAAACUGUCAGUACAAAAGGAGGCAAAAAGAAAUCCAAAGCCAAGCUGGCUAAAACUAAAGUGGCCACCAAGUCUUCAGGUAGAAAAACGUCAAUAAGCACAAAGGCAAAAACCACUGCAAGAGCAGUAAAGAAGGCUGAAAAGUGAGUCUGCUCAAAGUCAAAUCUAUCAAAAAGGCAAGCUACCGUCCUGAAUAAAAUCACUCUGUUAUAGGAGGUACUCUGAGUAUUCAUACUUACUCUGGUGAUGAGUGGUUAUUGUCCACAUAGUGACACAAUUUCAUGUGAACAUUGCUCAAAAUGUGAAAUACACUUCAAAAUAAGCUUCAAAAAAUCAUGUGAAAUACAUUCUUGGAACAGAUGCACAAAGGUUUUCUAAAAGUGCAAAUAUAAAAAGUAGUUCAAAUAUGUAAACGGCCUGGAACAUAUGUAUUUGAAAACUUGAUUAAACACAUAACUAGGCUACAAAAAUGUAUUAGCAUUAAUAGACUACAUCUGCUUU